Molecule: messenger RNA, 1975 nt
Organism: Microplitis mediator
Lineage: Eukaryota; Metazoa; Arthropoda; Insecta; Hymenoptera; Braconidae
Gene: KLHL18
Product: kelch-like protein 18
Exons: 4
Coding region: 18-1808 (596 amino acids)
Molecular function (GO): protein binding
Source: RefSeq, a predicted model, not a curated record
AUUUCCCGGUUAACUAAAUGUCAGAUGUCAAAAUGGCAGCAGUUAGUAGUAUUAUAAGUAGGGACAAUAAUAUUAUGGCGUCGAUAGCUAAAAUAAAUGAAGACGUUAAAAAUGAACAGACAAUUUAUCAAGAAUCAGAAAUAUUUUCAACUGGAUUCGGUUUAUUUGAAGAAAUACGAAGGUCUGGUAAACUUUGCGAUGUGACACUUAAAGUUGAAGAUCAGAGUUUUAGUGCCCAUAGAGUAGUUUUAGCAGCGACAAUUCCAUACUUUCAUGCCAUGUUUUUAAAUAAUAUGGUUGAAAGUAAAUUAAGUGAAAUCACACUCCAGGGAUUUGAAUCCAUGGCUUUAGAAGCUUUAAUAAAUUACGCAUACAGCGGCCGCAUAGUAUUAAACAAACUAAAUGUACAAAGUAUAAUGGUAGGAGCGUCAUUUUUACAAUUGCAAUCAGUCCGCGACGCCUGUGCCGACUUCCUAAAAAUUCACCUGCACCCAAACAACGCACUGGGCAUCAGUCUAUUCGCUGACCGCCUAAACUGCACCUCAUUGGUCGAAGAAUCAACGAAAUACAUCCAGCAGUACUUCCACCAGGUCUCUCUAUCCGACGAGUUCCUGGUCCUGUCAUUCACUGACCUCCAGGAACUGAUUUCCAAAGACGACCUGUACGUAGUGUCAGAGUCCCAGGUCUUUGAAGCAGUCGUCCGAUGGAUAAAACACAACGUCGAGGAGAGAUUAAUUUACUUACCAAAAUUACUGAUACUCGUAAGGCUGCCACUGCUGAGUCCUGAGUAUCUGGUGGAUCAUGUGGCCAAGGAGGAUUUAAUCAGACGGUCACACGAGUGCCGAGAUUUGUUGGACGAAGCUAAAGACUGUCAUUUGAUGCCAGAGCGCAAGCAUUUGCUUGAGAGUUACAGGUUCCGUCCUAGAGUAUGUACGAAUAUAAUUGGUCAUAUUUUUGCCGUUGGCGGACUGACCAAGUACGGGAACUCGCUGAGUACUGUCGAGGUUUACGACCCAGCGAAAGGCGUAUGGAGAAAGUCGGAGGCGAUGACGAUGGACAGGAGUCGGGUCGGAGUUGCUGUUCAUCAGAAUAAAUUGUAUGCCUUCGGUGGAUACAAUGGAGUUGAGAGACUGGCGACUGUGGAAGUUUAUCAUCCGGCUUUGAAGACCUGGAAAAUUAUUGCUCCCAUGCAUUGCAAGCGAAGUGCGGUUGGAUCUGCGGCACUGAAUGAUUACAUUUACGUAUGCGGUGGCUACGACGGAGUGAUUUCGUUAAACACCGUCGAGAGAUACUGCCCAAUCACAGACAAAUGGCAGAUGCUGCGUCCUAUGAACAAACAUCGGUCUGCUGGCGGCGUCGUCGCCUUCGACGGAUACAUUUACGCCCUGGGUGGACACGACGGUCUCUCAAUAUUUGAUUCCGUCGAGCGCUACGACCCACAGACUGGAAUUUGGACGACAGUCAAGUCAAUGCUGACCCGCAGAUGCCGGUUGGGAGUGUCGACGCUCAAUGGCAAACUCUACGUAUGCGGUGGCUAUGACGGCUCGACGUUUUUACAAUCCGUCGAGGUGUAUGACCCAGUGAAAGACACCUGGGAAUACAUUGCGCCGAUGAACAUGAUGCGGAGCCGGGCAGCUCUGGUAUCGAACAUGGGGAAGCUUUGGGCCAUUGGUGGAUACGACGGAGUCUCGAAUCUGUCGGCAGUUGAAGUCUACGACCCGCAGACGAAUUCCUGGUCUUUUGCAACUCCGAUGUGCGCACAUGAGGGUGGGGUCGGCGUUGGCGUUAUUCCAAAUCCGUACUGCUAGGGAUUUUAUUUGUUUUUGUUCGAGAUUUUCUCUCAAGUGAAAACUCUGGAGUCUUGAAAUUUUUUUUGUAAAUAAAAACGAUAAGUUAGCCAUCUUGCCUACUGUAAUUGCAUUUAUUGUAUUGUUUUAUAAUAAUAAAUUAUAAUUUUUACUUGUUUACAGAGAGG